Molecule: messenger RNA, 1125 nt
Organism: Cloeon dipterum
Lineage: Eukaryota; Metazoa; Arthropoda; Insecta; Ephemeroptera; Baetidae
Gene: Syx18
Product: syntaxin 18
Exons: 2
Coding region: 153-1079 (308 amino acids)
Biological process (GO): retrograde vesicle-mediated transport, Golgi to endoplasmic reticulum
Cellular component (GO): endoplasmic reticulum; SNARE complex; membrane
Source: RefSeq, a predicted model, not a curated record
CUACUGGCGAAGGAGAAACUAUAAACAACAAGCAGCGAGCAGAACAAAGUGGGCGGGGCGUUUUCAUGCUGUUUACUCUGACUGAAUCAUGAUUUGAAAACAUCGUCUCCAGUCUUUUCCUUUCAUGUUUUCUUAUUCAAGCUGUGGCAACAAUGGAUAUAACUCCGCUGUUCAAAGCGUGCGUGAAAACUGUGAGGACGAGGAACAGGGCUUUCGGGGUGAGCGGCUCGGAGGGAGAAAAGCAGCAGUUAUCUGCGUCGAUUUUAGCGCGUGCCAAGAAAACUGCCUUUUGCCUGAAGGCAAAAGAAGUGGUCAACAACAUAAGCAGGCUUCGAGACUUCCUGUUGGAGCACAGGAAGGCCUAUUUAAACUUCGGAGGGCACCUGCCCGACUUGCCGCAAAUGUCAGACGCCGAGCGGGACAAAAUCGAUGCCGGCGCGCAAAUCAUCAUGAACACUUGUUCGCAACUCAUUCAAGACUUCAAGAAAAACGCCGCCAAGAUGGAAGACUCGCUGCAAAUCACAGAGCACAGAAGCUUGGUUUUGGACAUGAUCGAAACGUAUUUGAAGUCAGUGUGCAAAAUCUAUUCUGAGCAAAAGGCGAUCCGCGUCAAGAGAGCGAUGGAUUUUCAGAAGUUCUCUCGCUUCGAAACGGACAGCCCGACCCAUUCGGCCAACCGGCUGGUCGCCUUUAAAAACCUCAAAGCGCAGGACACGGAGCACACGCAGACGGACGCUCUCGACGCCGAGUUCACCAAAGAGGAGCUUCAGAUUUUCGAGCAGGAGAACAAUCAGCUGUUCAACGAGAUGCAGAGUCUGAGCGAGGAAGUGCGGCAGAUCGAGAACAAAGUGGUCCACAUCGCCGAGCUGCAGGAGAUCUUCACGGAGAAGGUGCUGCAGCAGGACAAAGACAUUGACCGGAUCAACACGGCCGUGGUAGGCGCAACGGAAAACGUGAAAGAGGCCAACGACCAGCUCAGACAGGCCAUCCAGAGUAACGCCGGUCUCCGAGUCUACGUGCUACUUUUCUUGCUGGUCAUGUCAUUCUCUCUUCUUUUCCUUGAUUGGUACAAUGAUUGAGUCAAAUUCCAAAUGCAUACAUGUGAUAAGUUUAUUUGAACAAGUA